Messenger RNA from Clupea harengus (Atlantic herring), 3780 nucleotides. It is a transcript of the gene arhgap39, whose product is annotated as Rho GTPase activating protein 39. Lineage: Eukaryota; Metazoa; Chordata; Actinopteri; Clupeiformes; Clupeidae. Gene Ontology annotation, molecular function: GTPase activator activity; protein binding. Gene Ontology annotation, biological process: signal transduction. Gene Ontology annotation, cellular component: cytoplasm; cytoskeleton. The record is from RefSeq and is a predicted model, not a curated record.
UAAGGCUGUUAGCGGCGACUGAAGCUCUACGUGCUCCAUCAGCCUGAGCGAAAUGAAGUGGUUAAUGUGAUGGCGCGUCCUUAAUGUCAUGGCUCUCGGUCUUUGGAUUAUUCAGCCUUAGUUUUGUCGGCGAAACGACACGACAUGGCGGAGAGGUUAGAGUGGGUGGAGAUUGUGGAGCCACGCACACGUGAGCGGAUGUACGCUAAUCUACUGACUGGGGAGUGUGUUUGGGAUGCGCCCCCAGGGGUCCGUAUUAAACCCAGUGGAGAAGAUCAGUGGUGGGAGCUGUUUGACCCUAAAACGUCUCGCUUCUACUAUUAUAGUGCUGCUACGCAACGCACUGUUUGGCACCGCCCCAAGUCCUGCGACAUCAUUCCACUUGCCAAACUGCAGACCCUCAAACAGAACACAGACUCAACCUCACAGUGUGUUACCGUGACGACACGCUCAAGCCCUGCACACAGCGUGAUUAACUCGUCCUCACCAGAACAUGAGAGAGAGGAAGAGGAUGAAAGGUUCAGAAUGCUGAUCAAGGUGGCAGAUCGGGAGCCCAGCUAUGUGUCCGAGGGGAAUGGUUUCUCAGGACCCUGUACCCAUCCACAUCACUGCCCCGGCAGUACUUCCCCGAGCCUCACGUCUCCUGUCCACCACCCAGACUGCCAGUCACAGUCACCCUACGUGAGGAGAGCGGAGUUGAGCAUACAGAGGCAUUCAUCUGGUGAAUCCCAACCCCCCUCCCCUAGAUUUGCCUACGAGCCCCCUCUGUAUGAGGAACCCCCUUCUGAAUACCAGGCGCCUCCCAUUUAUGAAGAACCACCAACUGAUCUGCACUGUGACGCCUCCCAUUACAGCGCGGACAUGUCUCCGGCACGAAAGACCACCGCAAGUUACCACUCACCCAAACAAAGCCACUCCCCUUACAGCCAGCUGGUGUUGACCCGGCAGAAACCAGCCAGUCAGCAGAAGAAUGCUAACCUGGAAUUCCAAGACUACUGCCAAAGUGGGCUGGACUGCAGUGCUGGGAGACGGGAUUAUGCCUCCAGUGAGCAAAGCUGUAGUUCUAGUGGCCGAGAAUACAGUGCAGCGGGGCGAGAAUAUGUGAAGCAACUGGUUUAUGUGGAACAAUCUGGCUUUCGGACUGCAGAACACCUGACAUGCUAUAACACUGUGGGGAAUGUGUCAGCUCCAGGGGGGAACUUUAGUGGUUCCUUCACACUGCAGCACACUGCACCGGCGGGAAAGCGCAAACACAAAGCCUACAAACCUUCACUGGAGGGCGGGGUCACAGCACAGGAGAGCGCGGAGUCUGCAGUGCUGAAGGCACAGUUGGCCCAGGAGGCCCAGCAGGCUCUGAAACUUCGGAUGAGGUGGGAUCAAGGUGGCGGAGCUUCAUUACAGCACAGAAGGGCCAAGGAUGGUUACGAAAGUGACGGGGCAAUGCCCCUUCCCCUGCCAGGUCCUGUUGUGCGUGCCCUCAGCGAAGACGAAGCACUGGCUCAGAGUGACAGUAUCUGGAGGAGGAAUACUCACACCCUUGAUAGACUGGCCUUCACACACAGUCUGCUGGAGAAAAGCCAGUCUGUACAGACCAACCUGGCUUCACCUGAACCCAUGCUUCACCCAUCGCAGUCAGAAGAUUUGGGAGCAUGUUUUCAGUUUGACAGUAUGCGGAAUGUCCGAAACAUGAUGCCUAGUUCCAGUUGUGGCGUUUUCCCAGCUUUUUCUCUAAGAAAGCCCUCCUCUGAGACUGAUAUUGAAAACUGGGCAUCCAAACAUUUUAAUACACACACACAGGGCUUGUUUCGGAGAAAGGUGUCAAUCGCAAAUAUGCUGGCUUGGAGCAGUGAGGCCAUUAAGAAGCCCAUGAUUAUGACAUCAGAUAGGAUAAUCAAACGAGAAGCAGUUGAUCUCUUCAAACUCAUCCAGACCUAUAUGGGUGAUCGCCGAGGGAAGGUAGAACCAUUGUCCGUUGCCUUGGAGAUAGUGGUGAGAGGCUGGAGCUUACAAGGUCUUCGGGAUGAGUUGUACAUUCAGUUGUGUCGUCAAACAACUGAAAACUUCCGUUACGACAGCCUAGAGAGGGGCUGGGAGCUAAUGGCUAUCUGUUUGGCUUUCUUUCCUCCAACACCCCGAUUCCACUCCUACUUGGAGGGGUACAUAUACAGACACAUGGACCCUCUUAACGACAACAAGGGUGUGGCCAUCAGCAGUUAUGCUAAAUACUGUUAUCGUAGACUCCAGAAGGCUGCCUUGACAGGAGCUAAAAAGGGUUUGAAUAAACCCUGUUUGGAAGAAAUAAUUCACGCACGGAACGCCAUAUUCAACCCUUCCAUGUUUGGCUCCUGUUUAGAGGACAUUAUGGCACUCCAGAAGGAACGAUACCCUGAUAAACAGUUACCUUGGAUACAAACACGCCUGUCUGAGGAAGUACUUGGACUCAAUGGAGAUCAGACUGAAGGAGUCUUUAGAGUCCCUGGUGAUAUUGAUGAGGUGAAUGAUUUAAAAAUUCAAAUCGAUCAAUGGAAAGUCCCCACCGGCCUUGAGGAUCCACAUAUUCCAGCAUCUCUGUUGAAGUUAUGGUAUAGGGAACUGGAGGAACCUGUGAUUCCACAUGCAUAUUAUGAGGAGUGUAUAUCUAACUGCGACUCUCCCGAAGCUGCUGUGAAUGUGGCCCUCAGCCUGCCACACAUCAACAAACUCGUGCUCUGCUACCUCAUCCGCUUCUUGCAGGUCUUUGCCCAACCCUGUAAUGUGAGUGUAACUAAAAUGGAUGUGAAUAAUUUAGCAAUGGUGAUGGCUCCAAAUGUUCUACGCUGCAUGUCCGACGAACCACGCGUCAUCUUUGAGAACACUCGGAAGGAGAUGAGCUAUAUACGUGUACUUAUACAACACCUGAAUACUAGUUUCAUAGAGGGAGUGCUAUAACACACAUACUUGGACACACACACACACACACACACACACACAAUGAAAGCACAGACAUACAAACCAUACAUACCUACCAUAUUAAGACUCAUUUUGGACUAUUCUUCAGCACCCCAUCAUUUAUGCACAUGAAUCCCCUCUUAGAUUGUCGGGUCACACACACUGAGUCUGAUGUCCUUGUGUCCUCACCUGCUUGUACACAGUACAUUCUCUGAAUGUUUCUGAAAUGUUUUCUGAAGACAUUUCCAUGACACUUUACUUACAGCAGGUAUCUGCUGCUUGUAUGGGUAUUAAAAUACCACUGUAUUAUGUAAAUGUAACUAUAUAAGGAUAACACACAAAAUAACAGGUACAAAAUGUAUUAGAGUGAAUUAUGUUACUCUGCUAUCAAAAUGUUAUGUUACUAAAAUAUGGUCGGAUCUUCACCUAAGCCACAAUAAUGAACAAACAGAAACGGUUUUAACUAAUAACACACAAAUGAUUGUACUGUUCUUGUCCAUAUUGAAUACAUCAUUCAAACAAUCACAAUGUCGGUUGGAAGAUGUAUGUGAAACCCUAGGCUCACGACUCCAACAGUAGUUCAUUGGCAGGAGGCAGGAGCUAGCGAGCCUGGAGUCCAAUCAAUAUAAUUCAUUUGGAGAUGUGGGUUAGAGCUACUCUGACUUGACACUGAACACUGAAAGGCUGAAGCUCAGUAAAAGAUGGGUGAUGAAGCAGAUCAAAGACCCUAAUCAUCGGAUUAAGCUUCCUAGAGAAUGGCUUUAAAAAAGAACAUUUGCCUUUUGGCAGGGACGUGCACAGGAAUUUUGAAUUUUGAAAUUUUCUGAAAAAAAGGGGCAACAUGUUAAUUUU